AGCUAUGCUACCGGGCCCAAUCAACAGAGGCAAUCAUGGCGGACUUUCAUCAAGGAAGCUAGCUAAUCUGCUUUUACCUAUCUCUUUCAUUUUUAUGUGUUAUAUUUUGAGCUGUUUUCCUUGGAGUUAUGGCCGAGUUUCAGGCAGUGAUAAUGGCGGCUGGCACUGGGUCUCGUAUGUUUCCUUUGACUGAGAAAAUCCCUAAAGCCUUGUUACCUGUUGGAAAUUUGCCUCUGAUAUGGUACCCAAUUAAUUUGCUCGAUAAAGCAGGAUUUGAAGAGAUAAUUAUUGUAGUGUUAGACUCAGCCUUGCCGAGAUUUCACCAGCUUCUGCCAAUUGUCUGUAAUCCUAAACUGAAGCUUGAUUUUGUAACCAUUCCGGAUGAUGCAGAUAUGGGCACUGCUGAUUCUCUAAGAUAUAUCAAGGACAAAAUAGAGAAAGAUGUUUUUGUUGUAAGCUGUGAUCUUGUGACAGACAUUGCUCUUCAUCAUCUUGCUGAUAUUCACAGGAGUCAUGACGCAACUGUCAGUGCUUUUCUAGCUCCUGUUCUUCAAACAAGUGCUGAUAGAGAAUUUGCCAACAACCCCAAAGCCAAGAAGAAGACGGAUAACACAGAUCAACAUGACUACAUUAGCAUUGAUUCUAGAGAAAGCAGGCUGUUAUUCUUUGCAUCAGAAGCAGAUCUUGAUGAAACCUUAGUGAUUAGAAAACCACUUUUAAAAAGAUAUCCUUGCAUCAACAUUGUGAAAAAUUUAAUGGAUGCUCAUUUAUACAUAAUAAAGAAAUGGAUUGUUGACUACUUAGCAGAAAACAAGUCAGUCAGUUCAAUAAAAGGGGAGCUUAUUCCCUUUUUGGUGAACAAACAGUUUCAGAAAAACAAGAAAGUGAACAAUGUAGAUCCAAAAUCUGGUGGCACAGUUGUAGAGGAAUUGUAUAGUGGCAGACCAGAUAUCUAUGACUUUGCCAAAGAGGAUGAUAUUAUGUCAUAUACAAGACAACUGUCAUCAUGGAGUGGCACACUGACAGACAUUGAUCACACUAACAGCAUCAGAUGCCAUACCUAUGUCAUGGAAAAUGGAAUCUGCUUGCGAACAAACACUGUUCCACUUUAUAUGGAGGCAAACAGACAGAUACCAAAGCUUCUUCCAGGGUUUACAGGCAAGGAGAUUACUCUUGUUCACCCACUGGCUACAAUUAAGCCGAAAUCACAGGUGGGAAAUGAUUGCAUGGUUGAUGAGAGUGUAUCUAUUGGAGAGAAAGUUUCAAUAAAGAAAUCUGUCAUAGGAAAACAUACAGUGAUUGGAGAAAGGGUCAAGAUAAGCAAUUCUGUGAUUAUGGAUCAUGUCACAAUCAUGGAAGGUUGCAAUAUACAGGGUAGUAUUAUAUGUACAAAUGCACAUAUCAAGAAGAAUGUUAGUCUCAAAGAUUGUCAAGUUGGAGACUCUCACACCAUUUCAGAAGGAGCUGAUUUGAAGGGAGAAGCACUGAUUGCUGAGCAAAUGAUGAACUUUGAAUAGCAAAAACAACCAGAGUAUGAUGGUUUUAAAUUGAAGAAACAGUAUCAUUUUGAUGUCUGCAAAAAAGAACACAUUGGAAUUGUUUUACACAGGGAUUCCCAUCUGGGACUCCCAAGCUGACUUAGUAAAUAAAUAUACUGUUAUCUGAA
Molecule: messenger RNA, 1666 nt
Organism: Stylophora pistillata
Lineage: Eukaryota; Metazoa; Cnidaria; Anthozoa; Scleractinia; Pocilloporidae
Product: translation initiation factor eIF2B subunit gamma
Biological process (GO): biosynthetic process; cytoplasmic translational initiation
Cellular component (GO): eukaryotic translation initiation factor 2B complex; guanyl-nucleotide exchange factor complex
Molecular function (GO): guanyl-nucleotide exchange factor activity; translation initiation factor activity
Source: RefSeq, a predicted model, not a curated record